This is a messenger RNA of Lactuca saligna, 351 nucleotides long. NCBI's taxonomy places the organism in Eukaryota, Viridiplantae, Streptophyta, Magnoliopsida, Asterales, Asteraceae. The record is from the annotation of a GenBank genome assembly.
AUGUAUGUAAAUUUCAACUUCGAGAUGCAAGUUAAAAUUGUGCUAGCUUCAAUGGCAAUUCAUAAUUACAUUAGAAUGCGUGGUAGUGGUGAUGCAACAUUUCAAAUAGCGCAAGAAGAAUCUUAUAUUCCGCGCAAUGAUGAAAGACACGAUGAUGGUGUUGAGCCACAUAACGAAGUAUCAAGUUCGCUGUCACCCACUGUAGCGUAUAAAGAACAUAUUUUUACCGGUGGAAGAGGGCGGAAACGCAACUAUGUUAUCGCGUUCGAAUUCUACACAUCAAGAGAAGAAAAUUACGCGAUCGAAUCUGGUGGAACAGCUGAGAGAGUAUCAAAUUCGAACGAAGCAUGA